Theileria annulata is the source of this 1218-nucleotide messenger RNA. RefSeq names its product (Lariat) debranching enzyme (dbr1 homologue), putative. Gene Ontology annotation, molecular function: RNA lariat debranching enzyme activity. The transcript has 5 exons. Gene Ontology annotation, biological process: mRNA splicing, via spliceosome. The coding region runs from base 1 to 1218 and encodes 405 amino acids. NCBI's taxonomy places the organism in Eukaryota, Apicomplexa, Aconoidasida, Piroplasmida, Theileriidae. The record is from RefSeq and is a predicted model, not a curated record. Gene Ontology annotation, cellular component: nucleus.
AUGAAUGUAAGUUUAGUUGCUGUGGAAGGAUGCUGUCACGGCGAACUUGAUAAAAUCUACCAAAGAAUCAAAAACUUUGAACUAGAAAAUAGUACUAAAGUUGAUAUUUUGUUUUGUUGCGGUGACUUUCAAGCAAUAAGGGAUGAAAGUGACCUGAAUGAACUAUCAUGUCCUCAGAAGUAUAGAGAAUAUCGCGAUUUUAGAGAUUAUUAUAGCGGAGUCAAGUUGGCUCCUUUAUUAACAGUGUUUAUCGGUGGUAAUCAUGAGGCACCAGAUUUUUUGAGAAAUUUAUAUUUCGGUGGAUGGGUUGCCCCGAAUAUAUAUUAUUUGGGGCAUUCAGGAGUAUUAAACUUCUGUGGGAUAAGAAUCGGAGGAAUCUCAGGCAUUUAUAACCAGAACGAUUAUACCAAAGGUAUUUUAUUGUUAAAACAGUUGUUUAAAGGCUACUUUGAGUCAAAGCCUUACAACGAGCAGACCAAAAGAUCCUCAUAUCAUAUGAGGGAAUUUGAUGUCAAGAAAUUAAGCUUAAUAAAAGGUAAAGUCGAUGUUUUUCUAUCUCACGAUUGGCCUGCCGGUAUCGAGAACUUUGGCAACUUGGACCAGCUGCUGAAAAUAAAGCCAUUCUUUUACGAAGAUAUAAAGAAUAAUACUCUGGGAAACCCAAAAACUAUGGAACUAAUGGGGAAACUGAAACCAACUCUGUGGUUCUCAGCUCACUUACAUGUGAAGUAUGAGGCCGAAUAUAAGCACGAGGAUGGAAGUACUACUCAAUUUUUGGCACUGGAUAAGGUGCUUCCAUAUAGAGAGUUUUUAAGAAUUAUUCAACUUGACCCUGAUAACUCGUCAAAUAAGAGGAAGUUUGAAUCACCAGACCCCGUCGAGGUUACCCCAAAGCUUUGUUACGACAGGGAGUGGUGUGCAAUUCUAGUGGCAAAUAGAGAUAAGAUGCCUCUGAACCAGUUUUCUUCUGUCAAUCCAAUCACUCUGAAUGAGCCUGUGGAAAAGGAUUUUGAAUUUGUGGAUCAGAGGUUCAAUGAGUCUGGUUACGAGAGUUUAACUCUGGAUGGAAAUACAUUCUUCGUAAUACCUUUCAAAGAUGACGAUCAUAAAGAGCCUGAAUCUCAAAGGGAGGCUUUUAUGAGUCUUUUGGACCUCCCUACCAAUAACUACUUUAGGCCUGGCACCCAGGAUAAAAUGACUGUUAAUUUUGUUGAAUAA